AUGGUUUCUACAGUGGAAUUACCCUGGCAGUUCUCAGAUAUUAUAAAAACUAAUAACAGUUCAAUAUCCAAUUAUGACAAAAACCAAAAAGGUUUGUAGAUUGUUUACUAGGAUGCAAACAGUUUGUAAGUUACAUAAAAUUAUUUAAAUUUUUCUUAAUUAUUAAAAAAAUCCUUUAUUUUAGAUAUGGUUAUACUACUAUGUAUGAUUACUUGGCCAAAUAUGGGUUUCACUGCUAUUCUGGAGUGCAGACUAUAUAACUGAUUUAUUAAAAUAAUAUAUGGAUAAAAAAUCAGAUACCGAUCAUUACACGAUAAUCAUGAUGACUUACUGUAUUUACUGGAGAAGCUUAUUCUACUGGUUGGCAAAAUUUCUUAAACUUAAUGCUUAUUUACAGAAUAAAGAAAAAAAGAAGCAUGUUGUAUAUUAUACUACACUAA
Molecule: messenger RNA, 440 nt
Organism: Cinara cedri
Lineage: Eukaryota; Metazoa; Arthropoda; Insecta; Hemiptera; Aphididae
Source: the annotation of a GenBank genome assembly